GUGCGAUGUGAGAAGAGGAUGAUGCGCGUGAUGAUACGCACGUUGAACAGAUUUCGGCUAAAAAAUCUCAACAUCACGGUAGGAACCGUCAAUAAUUUACAAUUGGCACGCUGCGUGACAUCCACAUCCACAUCCGCAUCUGCGGCGGUUUAUCGUGCACGGAAGAACGCUGAACAAAAAACGAACAGUAUUAUGACGAGGAUACAGUAUCCCGAGGCACGCAGGGAUGAAAGUGUCGUCGAUGAUUAUCACGGCGUUGAGAUAGCAGAUCCCUAUAGAUGGCUGGAAGAUCCAGACUCGACGGAAACAAAAGCCUUUGUCGAUGCUCAAAAUGCUAUCACUAAGCCAUAUUUGGCUGCGUGUAAAGCACGUGACAAUAUUCACGAUCGAUUGAAACAGUUGUGGGAUUUUCCAAAAUAUUCAUGCCCUGCCAAACAUGGUGGAAAAUAUUACUUUUAUAAAAAUACUGGUUUACAAAAUCAAAGUGUUUUAUAUGUACAAGAUACUCUUGAAAGUGAACCAAGAGUAUUUCUCGAUCCUAAUACUUUUUCCGAAGAUGGUACUGUUGCAAUUACCAGUAGUUGUUUUAGCGAAGAUGGUAGCAUUUUUGCAUACGGAUUAUCUAAAAGUGGUUCUGAUUGGAGUACUAUCCAUUUUCUGAAUGCACAAACUGGUGAAAAAUAUCCAGAAAUUUUGGAAAAAGUAAAAUUCUCACCAAUUACAUGGACACACGACAAUCGUGGCAUCUUUUAUGGACAAUAUCGAGAUCAACAAGGAAAAACUGAUGGUUCAGAAACUUUAGGUAAUCAAAAUCAAAAACUAUGCUAUCACAUUGUUGGUACAUCGCAAUCAGAUGAUGUUGUUGCAAUUGAAUUUCCUGAAGAACCAUUGUGGAGGAUAGGUGCAGAAGUAUCUGAUUGUGGCAACUGGCUCAUUGUUACUCCUCUGAAAGAUUGCAGAGAUAAUUUAGUGUAUUUUACUCCAUUAAAAGCUGGAAUGGACAUAAGUAACAACUUGCCAUUGACACAGGUUGUUGAUAAACUUGAAGCUGAUUAUGAAUACGUAACCAAUGUUGGUACCAAAGCUGUGUUUCGCACAAAUAAAAAUGCACCUAACUACAAGUUAAUAGCUAUAGAUUUGUUAGAUUAUGGACAGGACAAAUGGGUUGAUCUUUUGCCAGAACAUCCUGAAAAUGUAUUGGAUUGGGCUGAUGCUGUAGAUGAAGACAAAUUCGUUGCUUGUUAUAUACAAGAUGUUAAGAAUAUUUUGCAACUGCAUUGUUUAAAAACUGGUGAAAUAAUUAGAACGUUCCCUCUUGAUCUUGGUACUGUUGUCGGAUUCUCAGGCAAGAAGAAAUAUUCCGAAAUAUUUUAUCAGUUUACAUCAUUUUUAACCCCUGGCAUCAUAUAUACAAUUGAUUUGAAAAAAGAAGAGGAACCACGAAUAUUGCGAGAAAUUAAAGUAAAAGGUUUUGAUGCAAGUUUAUAUAAAACUAGUCAAAUAUUUUAUCCAAGCAAGGAUGGUACAAAAAUUCCCAUGUUUAUAGUAACAAAGAGUGAUGCUGUAUUGGAUGGAACUAUGCCAGCCUUACUUUAUGGAUACGGUGGCUUUAAUGCAAGUAUUCAACCUACAUUCAGUGUUACGAGACUUGUCUUUAUGCAGCAUUUAAAUGGAGUACUUGCUGUCGCUAAUGUUCGUGGAGGGGGUGAAUACGGAGAAAAAUGGCAUAAUGCAGGACGUUUCUUCAAUAGACAGAAUGUAUUUGAUGAUUUUCAAUAUGCAGCAAAAUAUCUUGUAGAAAAUGGGUACACUACUUCAACAAAAUUGACGAUUCAAGGUGGUAGUAAUGGUGGCCUGGCUGUUGCUGUAUGCAUAAAUCAAAGACCUGAUUUAUUUGGUGCAGCUAUAGCUCAAGUGGGAGUCAUGGAUAUGUUGCGUUUUCAUAAGUUUACUAUUGGUUCCGCUUGGGUUUCGGAUUAUGGAAGCUCAGAUGAUCUUAAGCAUUUCCAGAAUUUGUUGAAAUAUUCACCUUUACAUAAUGUAAGAGUACCUCCUGAUGAUGUACAAUAUCCAGCAACAUUGCUUCUGACUGCUGAUCACGAUGACCGCGUCGUACCUUUGCAUACUCUUAAAUUAAUAGCAACUCUUCAGCAUACACUUGGAAACAUACCAAAACAAAAAAAUCCGAUACUUGUAAGAAUAGAUACUAAGGCGGGUCAUGGAGGUGGAAAACCAACCAUGAAAGUGAUUGAAGAAAGUACCGACAUCUUGUCAUUUAUUGUACAAUCCUUGGGUUUGGAAUUUAAAUCAUAAUUAAUGAAGCUAAAAAAAAUGUAAGUUACAACACAUUUUGCAUAAAUCUUUAAAAAAUCAAAAGAUGUAAUAUGAUGUCACUAAAAGCGCUUAUGCGAUUAUUAUGUGUAUUGCAAUAUAUUGUUGCAAAUUGAUCCGAUAUGCUUCAAUUGCAAAUUCUUUUAUAAUAAUACUGUAUCCUUAUUGUCGAAUAAAAAUGACAAAAUUUAUACUUUAUGAUAAUGUAA
Formica exsecta is the source of this 2540-nucleotide messenger RNA. Its product is annotated as prolyl endopeptidase. Gene Ontology annotation, molecular function: oligopeptidase activity; serine-type endopeptidase activity. NCBI's taxonomy places the organism in Eukaryota, Metazoa, Arthropoda, Insecta, Hymenoptera, Formicidae. Gene Ontology annotation, biological process: proteolysis. The record is from RefSeq and is a predicted model, not a curated record. The transcript is spliced from 13 exons. Gene Ontology annotation, cellular component: cytosol. Bases 19 to 2313 code for a protein of 764 amino acids.